AUGCAGAGGGAGACGCAGCGGCGGGGGCCCUGCACCGAGCGGCCGAACCGCCAGCGGCGCGCGGCGCGGCCGGGCGGAGGCGCCGUCGCCGGAGGCGGGGAAGAUGCGACGCCGCAGAUCGCCGGGGGAUCGGAUGAGGUGGGGGACGGCGCGGUGCCGCCGUCGGCCGGGCGCGAUCCCGAGCGCAGGCGCGGCGGGAUUGGCGCAGCGUCCGGAGGUACAAGAUACGCGAGGCUGGACAGUUACUCCGGCGUGCGGUCGGGCCACAACUCCAUGAGUGAACGGAUAAGGGAGGGAAUGAGGAGGGGGAGGGCUGGUGGGCACCGUCAUGGGGACGCUGCGGAGUCGCUGGUGAUGUGCAGCGCCGGCGCCAUGGGUGUCGACGAUGAGGACAGCGACGAGGAGCGGAUCGAGAUUGGGCGGCCUACGGACGUGCGGCACAUCUCGCACUCACCUUCGCCCGUUUCGGCGGCUUCCUCGGCCUCCCCGCCGACCUCGAACCAAACGUGCCGCGGCGCACACCCAGUGCCAGCCUCGCCGCAGAUUUUACGGGGGAAAUGCUUGUCUCGGUUUAUCCCUUACUCAGACCCCACUCAUGUGGGAGCCUCCGGCACUGGACAGUGGAAUGAUCCAUAUAUAUUGAAGAAAGUUUGGGACUAUUGUUGCUUGACUCCAGUUCAUGAGGAAGUCCUGGGAAGGUCCGCCUUCCACCACACGGCGCUCACCUCCUCUGGCGACCUCUGCCAUCUCAGCGAUAUUCCUCUGAAUCUAAUCCGUGUCAAUUGUGGUGCAGUGGAGAUGCGACAUGGCCUUAGCUGGCUACUGGUGAAUGUGUCAAUUGUGGUGCAGUGGAGAUGCGACAUGGCCUUAGCUGGUACUGGUGAAUAUUCAGAUGGAUAUAUCGGCAGAGACGAUAAUUUUGGUGUUGCUGGUGUUGAUCCAAAGAGGAGACAUGAGCUUAUCAAGGCAGUUUAA
Messenger RNA from Miscanthus lutarioriparius, 975 nucleotides. NCBI's taxonomy places the organism in Eukaryota, Viridiplantae, Streptophyta, Magnoliopsida, Poales, Poaceae. The record is from the annotation of a GenBank genome assembly.